This is a messenger RNA of Quercus robur (English oak), 960 nucleotides long. Its product is annotated as serine/arginine-rich splicing factor SR45a-like. Gene Ontology annotation, molecular function: RNA binding. The transcript has 7 exons. Bases 172 to 804 code for a protein of 210 amino acids. The record is from RefSeq and is a predicted model, not a curated record. NCBI's taxonomy places the organism in Eukaryota, Viridiplantae, Streptophyta, Magnoliopsida, Fagales, Fagaceae. Gene Ontology annotation, biological process: positive regulation of mRNA splicing, via spliceosome. Gene Ontology annotation, cellular component: spliceosomal complex.
AAACAAUUUUAGAAAGGAAAAAAAAAGCGCUCAGUGAUUCUCUCAUUCUCUUUCUUUCUACUCAGACAGACACGCUUUCCGUCUCUCUCACUCUCUCUCUUUCUGAUUUUGGACCCCGUGGCUGUGUUAGUGUUAGGGCUUCCGAGUUCACUCAGCGAUUCACCUACCAAGAUGUCAUACACAAGGGAAGGAAGGUCUGUAUCGCCACGUGACUCUGUUUCGCCUCCUGGGAGACGCCGUCGGUCAAGGUCACGAUCAUUGUCAAGGUCUAGGAGAAGUCGGUCCAGGAGUCAAGAUUCUGUAGAUGCAUCCAAUCCCGGAAAUAACUUAUAUGUAACGGGAUUGUCCACAAGGGUUACUAGCAGUGAUCUUGAGAAGUAUUUUAACAAAGAAGGAAAGGUUUUGGAGUGCCAUCUGGUUACAGAUCCUCGUACCAGAGAAUCCCGUGGCUUUGGCUUUGUCACUAUGGAAACUAUGGAAGAUGCAGAGCGCUGUAUCAAGUAUUUGAAUCGUUCAGUGCUUGAAGGUCGUUUGAUCACAGUGGAAAAGGCAAAACGGAAGCGUGGCAGGACACCAACUCCAGGAAGGUAUCAUGGAUUGAGAGAUAAUAGGCGAGGUGCAGGACAGGGUCGUAGGCGUUCUCGAAGCUACUCACCUCGCCGAUGGCAAGACAGGGAUCCUUAUUCAAGGGAUCGGCGAGGAAGAUCACGCUCUCCAUAUGGUAGGAGGACAGAUGAUUAUGAUUCACAUAGGAGGCGUAGAGAGCGCUCCUUGUCAGCUGGUGGUAGUGGCUACGCCAGGUAGAGCAAAUCAAACCACUCCCCUGCAUUUGCUCAGUUAUUAACCCGGUGUUCGCUUUUCUUGUUAAGUGUGGGACUGUGAACUGUCUUUUCAAUUAAACUUCCUGGAUGCUUUGUAUCAUGUUGUACCUUACAAGUGGUUCUAUCAUACUUUCUAUCA